This is a messenger RNA of Petromyzon marinus (sea lamprey), 2969 nucleotides long. The record is from RefSeq and is a predicted model, not a curated record. NCBI's taxonomy places the organism in Eukaryota, Metazoa, Chordata, Hyperoartia, Petromyzontiformes, Petromyzontidae.
GGCUCACAGGGCUAUACCAAAUAAAUGAACUAUGAACUAUGAAUCUUGCCAAUUUCAUAAUAAUUAUUAUCGCUAGUUCGUGUGACAAUUAUAAUACACGUUGUAAGAGUGUAGCGUAUCAACACAAUCGCAUCUCAAAGAUAAAACUAUUGGGCUGAUUGUCUCAACGACUCUCAGUUGAGCUCUACAGAUGAGUUAUGUCCAUUAAUCACGCCACAGCUCAUCGCAGACAGGUAGGGGUUUAAUGAUUAUUGAAGGGAGACCCGAGAGGGAGACUCUACCACCACCGGCAUUUGAGCUCCCAAACGCGUAGACGGGCGAUGACGAAGCCUCAAGCAUCACCGAAGUCCUUAAAGCCACCAGAGAAAGGAGAGGCGGGAGCUGUUGAAUGGAAAUGCGACUGCCCGUGUGCGGACGAACGCAGGGACGUGCAGAGGAAAGCACAAUCAGAAGAAGUGGAGCCCCAAACCCAAUGCGAGAAAUCCUGGGACAGGUUCAACAUUCGCCCAGACAUCGAUGAGGAGGAGUCCUCAACUCGGGGUCUUCGGGUUCUCAGGUUUAUCCUCCUGACACUGCUCUUCCUCGCCGUGUUCGGAACGGCGGUGCUCAGCAAGGAUGCGCAGAGUAUCGUGACGCUUUUUUCUGUCUCGCGUGUGCAAUGUGGUGGAAUGCAACUGAGCCUGGUGUACUUGGCCGAGAUGAAGAGGGUCGCCAGGCAGGCCGGCGAGCUCGACCAGAACCAGUUCUAUUCCUGGGUCCUCGCCUUCGUUCUCGUCCUCCCCAACAUCUUCAGCUCCAUCCACUGCGGCCUCCGGCUCGCCUUCAAGAACUCCGAUGUCUCCAAUCGGAUGAUGAUCGCUCUGAAUUGCCUGCUGGAAGGCUUCAUCGGCCUCGGAGCGGCGCUCAUGGCCAUCGUCGUCCUCCCGGCGGAGUCGGCGAACCUUCUCAGCAGCAUCCUCCUCCUCAACGGUGUCACCCUGGUGCCGAGCUCGCUGCAGUUCGCCGGCAGGUGGACGGGACGCAGGAAGCCGCCCCGGACGUCCAAGCUCCUGAGUCUGGCCUCCCUCUGCUGCUGUCUCGUCGCCUUAGCACUGUCGGUCGCCAAGGCGGCGUUGGUGGCGCCCGACGAUGGCUCCACGGAGGCAAGAAGGUUCGCGCACCUGGCGCUGCUGCUGCUGAGCCUGCUGCUCGUGUCCCUGUCGUGGUGGGAGAACUUCCUGCCCGCCGGUUGGCUCCGGGAAUUCCGCGACGCCAUCGGCGAAUCGCGGAACCUCGCCGAGUUCUACGGCUCGCUCGUGCGCACGCUCAUCAUCGUGGCGGUCGUGCUGCUGGACGCGGGCGUCGAGGGCGAGUGGAGGAGCUUCAGCGCCAUCGGCGGCAUCGCGGAACACCGCGAGAGCAUGGCGCUCGCCCUGGCUCUGCUGGGCGUGCAGGCGGGCGCCUCCAUCCUCUGCAAGUGGCUCGCGAACGCCGCCUGCAAGAUCCGCCAGCAGGGGAGCUGCUUCGCCGCGCCGCUCUGCCUCGCCACGCCCGCCGCCCUGGCGGUCGUCUUCGCCCUCCACCUCGCGCUCGACGCCUCGGGCGACUCUCGCUACGACUGCGAGUCGGUCCGACGGUGGAACGGCUCCGAGCGGACGACGCCCGCAACCGCCUCACUCUUCUACGACCGCACGGCCGCCGCCGUCUGCUCGUUCGUAGGCGCCGGCGAGGACUCCGCGGUGGACGCCGUGGCCACGUUCGGCGCCGGGGCUCUGUGGUUGGCGGCGCUGCUGCUGGCGGCGGCGCCGGCGUUGCGCCCAGAUGACGCGAGGCGCAUGGAGCCCACACGCGAGCUCUUCGUGCGCCGCACCCCGCAGCCUGCGUGUCUCGUCGCGGGGCUGCUGCUCAACCGGCGGCAGCAGCAGGAGGAGGAGGUGGUGGUGCUGGAGGAGAGGAGCAACCACAAGCAAGAGAGGGUGAAGAUCUACUUGUGCGCAACCAUGUGGCACGAGACCAAGGAGGAGAUGACGAAGAUCAUCUCGUCCAUCCUGAGGCUGGACAGGAGUGAGCCAAAGGAUCUCAACGUCGGUUCCCGCGGCGGAGGGAAGAAGAAGAAUGAGAAAAAGGAGGAGAUGGAGAAGAAGGAGAAUAAGAAGGAGGAAGAAGAGGGGAAGGAGGGGCAGGAUGGGAAGAAGGAGGAGGAGAAGGAGAAAAAUAAAGAAGAGAAGAAGACGAAAGAGAAUGAGGAAAAGAAGCAGAAGGAGGAAAAGGAGGAAAAGAAGUGGGAGAAGGAGAAUAAUCAUGAGGAGGAGGAGGGGAAGACGGUGAAGCGGGAACCGUACGACUUCUCGGCUCACAUCUACUUCGACGACGCCUUCGAGAGGAAGGGAGAUCGCAUGGUGGUCAACCAGUUCGUGACCAGCCUCACGGACGUCAUCGCUGAAGUGUGCCGGUAUUUUGAGAAAAACUCGAAGAUUCCACAAGAGGCGCCCUCAAUGGAGAGGACUCAGACGCCGUACGGAGCGCGACUCUUCUACAAACUCCCGCACGGCAACUCGCUGUGCGUGCACCUCAAAGACAAGGAGAUGAUCCGCCACCGCAAGCGCUGGUCCCAGGUGAUGUACUUGUACUACCUCCUUGGCUGGAAGAUCUACCACAAGAUCCACACAGUUAAGAAAGAUGAACAAGAGGAAUGGGUAGAGAGGAAGAAGCGCAACACCUACGUGCUGGCCUUGGACGGAGACACGGACUUCUACCCCUCGGCGCUCUCCAUGCUGGUCGACCGACUCACGAGGGACUCCACCGUUGGCGCCGCCUGCGGGAGAAUUCACACGACGGGCGUGGGUGCGCAGACAGCUGUGGUGUGUGUGGUGGUGCAGGGUGUGUGUGUGGUGCAGGAUGUGUGUGUGUGGUGCAGGAUGUGUGUGUGUGGUGCAGGAUGUGUGUGUGUGGUGCAGGAUGCUUGUGUGGUGCAGGAUGUGUCACCUUGA